This is a messenger RNA of Pleuronectes platessa (European plaice), 1753 nucleotides long. RefSeq lists its product as uncharacterized. Lineage: Eukaryota; Metazoa; Chordata; Actinopteri; Pleuronectiformes; Pleuronectidae. The transcript has 4 exons. Bases 59 to 883 code for a protein of 274 amino acids. Gene Ontology annotation, biological process: response to bacterium. The record is from RefSeq and is a predicted model, not a curated record.
AAAAUCUUAGUUUAGGUAGGAAGCCACCAGUUGUGCAAGAGGAAGGUGAUUUACCACAAUGCUCACACCACUAGCAACUUUGAUUCUUCUUAUUUCAGUGUCUCUGACUCAACCUGCGGAGUUUCCUCCCCAGAUCUCCUUGAUGGAGGUUGGAAUUGGUCAAAAUGCAUCUUUACAAUGUCAGGUUUCAGAGAAGGAAGGCAAAUUCUUCCAUUGGUACAAACAGACUCAUGGAUACCUGAUCCAAACAGUCGCCACAGGAACUUUUUCCAUGCAAUCGCUCCAGGGGCAAUUUAGGAACUCGCGUUUCGCAGUAACAGAGGGGAUGUCCCAUUAUUCUCUGACCAUCGCAAAUGUGGCGAAGGAGGAUGAAGCAACAUACUUCUGUCAAAAUGGAACGGCGUACUCACAGACCUUUGUGAAUGGCAUCUUCCUGGCUGUGAACGAUCAGAAUCAGCAGAAAUCUGUUAUUGUGCAACAAAGUCCAGAGACUGCAUCAGUCAGACCAGGAGCCUCAGUGAUCCUCCAGUGUUCACUUCUCUUCAAGCACAAAGAAAACCUGGUCCAGUGUCCAGGUGAACACAGUGUGCACUGGUUCCGAGCCGGAUCAGGACGCUCCCGUCCUGACUUCAUUUACACUCAGUGUAGCAGAGAUGAACAAGAGGAGAAGAGCUGCGUCUACAGUCUGUCCAAAACUAUACACAACUCCUCAGAUGCUGGGACUUACUACUGCGCUGUGGUCACAUGUGGAGAGAUCCUGUUUGGUGGAGGAACCAAAGUGGAGACAACACAAGAGCAGAACCUACUGGUAAUUGCACUGGGGGUGCUGUUGGCUCUGUGUGUGAUUGUGAUUGCCGUCCUCGUUUGUCUCCCUCGAUCAUGAGAGAAACCUGCUGGACAUGUAGCUGCAGCUCGGGACGUCAUUUGUGAAUAAUAAUCAUGCUUCCAUUUGUGCAAAUUUUGUUUUUCAAUUUUGACUUCUUCACACAACUUGUAAAUUUGUUUUUAUCCUAGGCGACUUACAAUUAGUGCUUUCAACAUCUAUGAGGGGCCAUUUUUAUUUAGGGGUUCAGUAUCUUGCCCAAGGACCCUUCGGCAUGCAGAUGAGGAAGAGUGACAAUUAAACCGGCAACCUUCUUGUUGGCGGACGACCACUCUACCUCUAGGCCAAACCAACCUGUAGGGAUGAACCUUGCCUUCAGAGGAUAAGGAUGUACCAUAAAGAUUCUAAUAGUAUUUGUAUUUACAGUUAAUAACAUCAAGCCAACUGUUCUAUCAACUGUCAGUCUUGCCAUGAUUCAAAAUAAUUAUUUCUAAAGAUGGGGACAUGGAGGCGGUGAACUAAUCUAUUGGUGGAAUUCUCUACAAAAUAAAACAAGAGGGAGAAAUAAGAGAAAUGAUGAAACCCUGCAAGGAGUAAAUGUGUGUUAAUGCUGUUGAAGAAAUAUUCAUGUGGGUGAGGACAGUGCAGAGACUCAGAGACCAGCUGAUAGACAAGCCUCUCAAAGCUUAAUGUAUGUAGUGCUGCAUCUGAGUGUGAACAUCCGCUGAUCACUUGACCCGGGGGCUGCAGGUGGAUGGAUACACAACAGACAGGAAGACCAUGUCUCCAAAUGAAGCCUGUACCUGUGCACCUCCAUAUCCCGGGGCCGUUCAGAAACAUGCACACUUCAAGAAAAGCGUGUUCCAGCCUCAAUGUCUGUUUGCUAAUGUUGCCUUGUUUAAUAAUAAUAAAUAUAAUUCUCUUAAUGCA